AUGUUUACUAUCCGAAUUCACACCGUUGAUACCUCCCAACCGCCGUUCGCAACGCCGGUCGGUGGUGGUGCCGCCACAUCCGGCACCAAAUCCACCGUCGCUGGAGGUUCAAAACCUAAGUCCAAAGAAAACUUGUUCAUUCCUAUGGAAGUGAAAGGUGUAGCCCACCUUUUCCGCAAUCUACCAAACUUAAGCUCUACCUCUUCAAACGUCACCAUGACGUUGUUCAACAUCACCACACGCACCACACUUGUGUUCAUCGUCGCCGUACCUAACUACCUUUCUCAUGAAGAAUUCAUCGAUUUCUGUGGUUCUCACGUUGAUUACUUCUCCGAUCUCUGUUUCAUCAGAAAUGAUGCGGUGGAAGAUCGGUAUAGCGUGCUUAUUAAGCUUGUGAACCAAAUGUCUGCUGAUGCAUUCUGUUGCAGUUAUAAUGGAAAGCGAUUUAAGCCUUCUGAGCCUGAGGUUUGCCAUCUCUACUUCGCUCAAUUAGUGGAGUACACAGAUUCAGCAGAGGCAGCCAGUAUCCCACAUCCAGGGUAUACAGAAUUACCCACUUGUCCAAUUUGCCUAGAGACAUUGGACCAUGACACAAGUGCAAUACAGAUUACGCUGUGUGACCAUUCAUUUCAAUGUUCAUGCAUUUCGAAGUGGACCUACUUGUCUUGCCAGGUCUGUCGACUUCGUCAGCGGCAGGAUGGCAAACCGACCUGUGCAGUUUGUGGCUCGUCUAGCAACCCGUGGGUCUGUCUUAUAUGUGGUUUUGUAGGAUGUGGAAGGUAUGAAAAAGGGCAUGCUAUUGAGCAUUUUCGCCAUGCUCAACAUUGCUAUUCACUUGAACUAGAAACACAGCAAAUUUGGGAUUAUGAUGGGGAUAAGUAUGUUCACCGAUUAAAUCAAUCAAAAGUUGGUACCAAGUCAGUUGUGGCAAAUCAAGAAGGUGAAUCACUUGAAGGGGAGUGUUGUGAUAAAGAGGAUGGUGAAGUUGGCGGGGCACUUUUUAGCAGCAAAAUUGAUGCGAUCGCGGAUGAGUAUAACAUUCUUUUUGCAACCCAGAUGGAGACCCAUCGACAACAUUAUGAGACACUACUUGCGGAGGGAAAAAGUCGAAAGGAGAUAUCCAUAGCUGAAGCCAUAGAGAAAGCUGAAGUUGAAAGAACAAGGGAAAUUCAACAUAAACUGGAAGAACUUGCCAAAGAAACAAAGGCCGUUUCACUUAUUAACGAAGAUCUUGCAAAAGACCAAGACUCCCUGAAGAAAAAAUACAAGGAAAUCCAGGAUAGGGAAAUUGCAACACUAAAAUUGAAGGAUGAGAAAAUAGUUGAUCUGGAAGAACAGAUUAGAGACUUGAGAAUUUAUAUGGAAGCUCGUAAAACACUGGCGACAUCUGGUGAUAGAGAUGAGAUAAAAGGGGGGACGCUACUGCCGAUGGUUCAACCAAAUGAGUCGAGCCCUAAGAACAACUCUAAAAGGCGUGGAGGCCGAAAACGCAAUUAGAUCAUGUGGAGUAGGUGCACAUAAAAGUGAAGCAAGUAGAAUGUAAGCCUAUUUCUUCCUUUAAAGAAAUCAAAAAUAAGAAGGGUGUUGUAAGAAAGAUCUUGAAUUGUUUUGUGCUUCCUCUUUCUUUCUUUCUUUUGAUCUUGAAACAAUGUGGAGUGUAUUUAUAAUAAACCACAUAUUGAUCGGGAA
Cynara cardunculus var. scolymus (artichoke) is the source of this 1689-nucleotide messenger RNA. RefSeq names its product BRCA1-associated protein-like. The coding region runs from base 1 to 1497 and encodes 498 amino acids. Gene Ontology annotation, molecular function: ubiquitin protein ligase activity; zinc ion binding. Gene Ontology annotation, cellular component: cytoplasm. Lineage: Eukaryota; Viridiplantae; Streptophyta; Magnoliopsida; Asterales; Asteraceae. The record is from RefSeq and is a predicted model, not a curated record. The transcript is spliced from 11 exons. Gene Ontology annotation, biological process: Ras protein signal transduction; protein ubiquitination.